Topomyia yanbarensis is the source of this 4248-nucleotide messenger RNA. RefSeq names its product protein LSM14 homolog B-B (gene tral). The coding region runs from base 486 to 2171 and encodes 561 amino acids. The record is from RefSeq and is a predicted model, not a curated record. Gene Ontology annotation, biological process: P-body assembly; cytoplasmic stress granule assembly. NCBI's taxonomy places the organism in Eukaryota, Metazoa, Arthropoda, Insecta, Diptera, Culicidae. Gene Ontology annotation, molecular function: mRNA binding. The transcript is spliced from 9 exons. Gene Ontology annotation, cellular component: P-body.
UUCAGUCAGCAUUCACGUUUACGUCCGUACGGAUUUGUAUUUUUGUUGUUUCUUCGAGUUUUUUCGGAUUUCAAAGUUGUGUCGUGGAAAAGAAAAGCUGCUUGAUUUAUAGCUAAUGAGCGUUGAGUCACGGUUCAUAAUGCCGUUUUCUCUUCGCAGUCAUCAGCAUCAUCAUCAUCAUCGAUCAACAGCAAAUGUCGUCCAUCUUUGAAUAGUCGCCUGCUGCUUUUCUCGAUCAUCAGUUCGCAUUCGCAUUCGUACGCCAUAAAGUGCUGAAGAAGGAUUUUUGUUUCGGGAGUGAAAGCGUAUAAUCGAGUGUGUGUAGAGGAAGAGUGGUUCAGGGAAAAUUGCCGUUUUUUCCCUAUUGUGCACGGUGAAAGUUCAUACGGAAUCAUUUCCUCAAUCGCCAAACAAUAGUUAGCCAGCGAAAAUAGAAAAAAAAGUUUAGAACGUGGUAGGAGCAGCUCGCAAUAUCACCAGCAAAAAUGAGCUGCCCAAUGCCCGAAAUCGGUUCCUGUAUAUCGCUGAUCUCCAAAGCCGACAUCCGUUAUGAAGGUUUGCUGUUUACCGUGGAUCCGGACCGUUGCACUAUCGCCCUAGCUAGAGUGAAAUCAUACGGCACGGAAGAUCGCGAGACGCAGUUUCCGAUUGCACCGCAAAAUCAAUGCUAUGAUUAUAUCCUGUUCCGCGGGUCCGACAUCAAGGAUAUUCGCGUCAUCAACAACAACGCGGUACCUAACGAUCCGGCUAUUAUGCAGAUGCAUCUGCCUCCGCAGCAGCCACUUCCGCCGAUGCAGAACAAACUCGGCCAGCCAGGCUUCCAGCCCCAGCCUGGAUUCAUGUUGCCUCAGAUGGGUCCCGGCCCGAUGAGCGGACCACCGCCAGGACAUCAACCGAUGGGUCAGCCGUACAGUUCCUUCGGUGGAAUAAACAAUCUCGGAGCAUCCGUUCUAGAUUUGAUCGGCGGUGGAGGUGGAACGGGCGGUUCACGCUCUACGACCCCAAGCAAUCUCUUGUCGCGCAAGAGUCCAACGGUGGACAUGGGUGUACAGACAAACCAACAGUUGCAACAACAGCAACAGCAGCAGCAACAACAACAGCAACAUCAGGGUGGUCCGCAGCAAAAUAACAGCCGAGAUGGUAAUCGUAGCGGUGGAGAUGGUGGUAAUAUGGACCGUGGCAAUAACCAGCGCAAUCGGAACAAUAGCCAACGAAAUCAUAAUAACAACCAACGGGAAAGACGCGACUCGGGCAAAAAUGAUGUUGGACAAAUGAAGGAUAACUACAACAAGCAAAAUAUGCAGCGACAAGGAGGUCAAAAUAAUCAAAACCGUGGAUGGAACAACACCCGUAGCAAUAAUCAGAACAACGCCAAUAGUAUGCGUGGACGUCCUCGUGGUCGUGGGGGUAUACCGCAGGGCACCAACGAAAACUAUCGCCGGAAGAGCGUUACCUCUAGUGAUAACAAUAGCAAUAAGAAGCCGGCCAGAAAUGGUAAUCCCACUGUCAAGAAGACUAAUAAUCAUAAUCACAAGCAGGGCCUCAAUCGGAAGAAUCUGCUCAAAUUCGAGAACGACUACGACUUCGAGCAGGCCAACAACAAGUUCGAGGAGCUGCGAUCCCAACUGUCUAAACUAAAGGUGGGCGAUGAUGUGAAGCCAGAGCAGUUGAACAGUGAAACCAUUGACAAGAAGGACGAUUCGGGUAACGAAACUGGCGCCGGUGAACAUGAGCAGGAGGAGGAUGAAGUCGUUUGCUACGAUAAGGCUAAGUCAUUCUUUGACACUAUUUCAUGCGAGGCGAUCGAACGUGCCAAGGGCAAACAACAGCGCACGGAUUGGCGACAGGAACGCAAGCUGAACACCGAGACGUUUGGCGUUGGUUCGACCAGGCGUGGAGGCUACAACAGACGCGGCGGUUACUACAACCGUGGACCAAACAACUAUCGCGGCAGCAACCAGUACCACCGCAACAAUUACCGGGGACGUAGCGGUAACCGUAACAAUCAACCCAACGGUCUUCCACAUAACAACGGUGGCCCUCGCAACCACAACAACCACCAUUCGCAGCAACAUCCGCAACAACCGCAGCAGCCACAGCAGCAACGCUUGCAAUCACCUCAACCACAACAGCAGCUACCAGCUCCAAUUGAGGUCGCAGCAGGCAAAUAAUGCUACACAACACCUAAAGAUGUACUUUUACUUUUAAAAAGCUGACCAGAGUUCCGUUAAGCUUAUCACCAAAUAUACAAGAAAUCAAAAAAAACAAUAGCAGAGUCGUCCUGUCGCAAGUUUAUGAAUAGUCGAAACCACGUUGCUUAUACUCCUGCAGCUCGAAUUUUCCCGCAUUACCCACCUUAACCCUCCCGUCAGCGAAAACAUCGAAAGCAGAAGUUAUCGAAUCGUGCGGACUUGAGAGAAUGCGUAUGAAAGUACUGAUCGGAAUGGAAACAAAUCAAAACAAGUAGCGCAAUCACAGUCAGAAUUAUUCUCCUUUUCUCGGAUGUUCGUGCGAAAGAGAGUAAUCAUUUUGAUUGAUAAUUGUAAGGCACUCUAUCUUGUACCUGAUCCGCAACAAAAAACGAGGACAACGUCGAACGUAUGUCCCCACAACCCCAACAAGCGGAAUUAGUACCCGGAGAGUGCUUGCAACCGGGAAGCAAACCCCAGCCAUGAACGAAAUCGCUUUCUUUCCCUUCGAUUCAAAUUGUAAACAACAUAAACCCACACACACAUGUGUGACACAAGUUGAUGAUGUUUGUUUUUCUAUUGCUGGCAACAGAAAAUCGUGACCCGGCGGAGGAAACAUUGAUGGCUGUCUGGAACAAGUGGAACAACCCGAUCUGGGAGUAAGAAAAGAAACGCAGUGUUUCGUUUGCUAGUGUAAUCAUUGAAGAGUACACUCAGAAGCGUGGGAUGUGUUUAGUCGUGUGAAUUUUAUACUAAAAAGAGGCAUAGGGACAGAAGAAGUGGAACAAAUAGGUAGUACGGAACCAAACGCAGGAAUAACGGAAUCAACACUUUGUUUUUGAAGUAGAAGUGAAGUUGAACGAACAUCUCAUUUGUGGAUUAAUGAAUAUUAAUUAAGCUAUAUUGGAGAAGCUGAAGAAACUUAUACUAAAAUGUACUCCCCUCGCGAUAGAGGAGACGAAAGUGUGAAGAUAUGUUGGACGGAAGGAAUGGAAUGCAAAGCAAGAAUUUAGUAUUUAAACAUCGAUUGAUAUUGGGUUGAAAGAGAAGAAGAAUGUGAAGCGAGAAAAGCCACGAAAUGAAAUGAGAGAUGAAAUAGAUAAUUUCAGCGAGAAACUUACCAAGGUCAGAGGAAACCACUGUAGCACUAAUUCAGGAAACAAUUAGAAUUGAAAUUAUUAUUCAAUCGUGUGUGAUAGAGUACUUAGCAAGGGAGAUUUUUUCGUUAAUGUUUCAUAUCUAAUUAAUUUUUGCUAUUCCAUUUCCUUUUUAAUUAUUUUUUAACAUAACCCAAAUGCAUGUGUUUCCUGAAUAUCGAAGAAAUUCUGAAAGGGUUUUUCUUCCCAUUGAAUUGGAUAGCUCAAGACGGUUAGCCCUCGCGCCAUUCGGUGAAUUCUCGCGACCAAUGCAUCAACCAAUUGAAUGUUAUAUCAACAGGUAUACCCGUAAUCUCGCAUAGCAUUUCGAUGGAAAAUUUGUAGGAUAUUGGGAGAAGAUUUGUAAUGAUUAUGAUAAUAAUAUUGAAUAAUUAUAAAUAUUAUAUAGCAGAAGAAACAAGAGAGAUAAAUUAUUUCAAGCUUAAAACUGAGAAAAGCAGAAGAGCAGAGGAAACCAUACACACAUAACAAACCCUUUUCAUAGACUCCUACCACGUAUAUUAAGGUACUAGCUAAAUCGUGCAUUGACGUAGGCGUCAAGGGAGAAAACAGCAAGCAAACUUUAUUAACUAUUAGUUUGUAUAUCUCGAUUGUAAGCAAAGGUGUAAUUCAAGGUAACUCAUAUACAAGAGCGCAUUCAUAGAAGGGAUGGAAGUACAACAUAAUGCUGGCUAAAAUUUUCGGAUCGCCUCCUUUCGCUAGGGCUCCUUGCUGCCGCCGCGGGUGAUGUCCGGAAUGAUUCAAUGAAAUAAUGGGAAUGUCAUAAAGCUAAGGAUCCAGUAUAUGGAAGAAGAAGGCUAAAAUGUCAGUCGAGAGACUCAAGAAAAAUCUUCUCUCUGAUUUAGAGAAAGAAACAAAGCGCAGAUACCUAUUAACUAAAUAUAUAAGAAGUUUAUAACGUA